Pyricularia grisea is the source of this 1635-nucleotide messenger RNA. RefSeq lists its product as uncharacterized. The record is from RefSeq and is a predicted model, not a curated record. Bases 1 to 1635 code for a protein of 544 amino acids. NCBI's taxonomy places the organism in Eukaryota, Fungi, Ascomycota, Sordariomycetes, Magnaporthales, Pyriculariaceae. Gene Ontology annotation, molecular function: iron ion binding; monooxygenase activity; oxidoreductase activity, acting on paired donors, with incorporation or reduction of molecular oxygen. The transcript is spliced from 2 exons.
AUGUCUCUCCUCACACUCCCGACGGCGGCAAUAUUGUUGCUACUCGUCGUAGCGAUAAUCCUCGCCCCAAGACUUCGUUCGAAAUCCCGCUUUCCCCCGGGACCUCCCCCUCUUCCAGUCCUCGGCAACCUCCACCAGAUGCCGACUGCCAAAGCCUUCCUCCCAUACCAAGAAUGGUCGACCACGCACGCAGCCUCCUCCUCUGGCUUGCUCGGAUUCCACCUCGGUCCAUCGGCCAAGUUGCUCGUGCUCAACAAGUGGGAACAGGCGCGGGACCUGCUCGACCUCAAGGGCGCCAUCUACUCGAGCCGGCCGUACAUCCCGGCACUCGACUACGCCCUACCCCCGCCACACGACCAGCAUGCCGCGUUCACACCCUACGGGCCCAAGUGGAGGAAGCAGCGGCGCACCAUUGACGACUUUUUGCGCGACCGGAACGCGCAAAAGGUCAUCCCGAUCCAGCAGGCCGAGAGCACGCAGAUGGUUUGGGACCUGCUCCACCACGGCCGCGACUGCCACGACUACAUGCUGCGCUUCUCGGCCGCCGUCAUCCUGGCGUCCGUCUACGGCCAGCGCUGCAAGGACGGCGGGCCGGGGAGCUGGAGCUACCGCUUCUUCGAGACCAACGAGCGCUUCGCGGAUCUGGUAGACUCCUCGUCCAACCCGCCGCCCUACGGCGUCUUUCCAUUCCUGCGAUGGCUCCCCGCCGCUCUGGACCCCUGGCGCGGGUGGAAGGAGCGCGCGGUGCAGCUGGGUAGGGACAAGCGGGACCUGUACAGUGGCUUGUUUGGCGCGGCCAGGGAUGGGAUCCGGCGUGGGCAGAGGCUGGACUGCUUCGUCGCUGAUAUCUUGGCUGAGAAUGAGCGUGCGCUCGCCGAGGGGAAGCCGGCCUACACCGAGGAUGAAAUGAUCAUCUCGGCCAGCGUGCUGUUCGAGGGAGGCGCCGACACGACGGCCAUGGUUUUUGAGACGUUUUCGCUUGCCAUGGCGGCUCACCCAGAUGUAAUGCGCCGGGCGCAGGAGGAGAUUGACCGCGUGUACGGAGUUGAGAUGCCGCAGUCGGCCGACGCUAAAGAGCUACCGUUCUUGAUGGCGUGCAUAUUUGAGACCAUGCGUUUCCGCCCCCCGUUCCCCACGUCAAUCCCUCACGCCACCACCGAAGAUGACACAUACCAAGGCUACUGGAUCCCCAAAGACACCAUCGUCAUGAUGAACGUUUGGGCGCUACACCAAGACCCAGAUGAGUACGAAGACCCGGACUCCUUCAUCCCGGACAGGUUCCUGCGCAACCGGUUCGGCACCAAGUACGAGCACGUCGAUAGCAAAGAAGACGACACCAAGUCGCAGACAGGGUUCAGGAGGGACACGUGGGCCUUUGGGGCCGGGCGGCGAGCCUGUCCCGGCAGGCGGUUCGCAGAGAACACCCUCCUUACUCUGACGGCCAAGGCGCUGUGGGCAUUUGACAUCGUGGCCAUGGGAGAGGUGGAUAUGGAUAUCAGGACUGGGUUCAAGGAUUCCAUCUUGAUCGCGCCCAAAGAGUGUUCGUUUGAGUUUGUGGUGAGGAGCGAGGAGAAGAGGGCGGUUAUUGAGCAGGAGUGGGAGAAGGCUGAUAGAUUUCUUUCGAGGUUUGAGUAG